GGUAAGUAGACCCGGCUUGGCAGACCGAGAGCGGCCGUGCCUAACGUUCGGAGACUGGAUCUGCGUGGAGGGAUUUCUAUCCGUAGAUAUCCCAGAUGGAUCCUGGUAACCAGGACCUGCUAGCUUUGGAUCCUGGUGAUCAGGACCUGCUGGGUUUCCUGCUUGAGGGAAGCGGAGAUUUGUGGGCUGCGACUGAGCAGGACGUGGAGGCUCCGCUGGACUUGGAGCUGCCGCCUUCCGAGAACUCGGUGCAAGCACUGAGCGACUGGGAGGUAGAGGAUUUCCUGAGCUCUCUGCUCAGCCCCUCGGCAUCGCUGGAUGUUUUCAGCUCUGCCAGCUCCUCCGUUCGCCAUGACCACAGCUAUUCCCUCCCACAGGAGCAUGUCUCCAUAGAUCUAGAUACUGGGAGCUUCCAAAAGGAGGGGUUCCACGUAACUCCACUUCGUGUGGAGGAAACAGCAGCAGAACAGGAGAUUUCUAGGCUGGUACUGACCGAGGAAGAGAAGAGGCUCUUGGAGAAGGAGGGGCUUACUCUGCCCUCAACACUUCCUCUUACUAAGGGGGAGGAACAAGUUCUAAAACGAGUACGGAGGAAGAUUCGCAACAAGAGAGCAGCUCAAGAAAGCCGCAAGAAGAAGAAGGUGUAUGUAGGGGGGCUGGAGAGCAGGGUCUUGAAAUAUACCGCCCAGAAUCAGGAGCUGCAGAACAAAGUACAACUUCUAGAGGAACAGAAUCUGUCCCUUCUAGGUCAGCUGAGGAAACUUCAGGCCAUGGUGAUUGAGAUAGCAAACAGAACCAGCAGUGGCAGCACAUGUGUCCUGGUCCUCCUGUUUUCUUUCUGUCUUCUUCUGGUACCUGCUAUGUACUCCUCUGACACAAGGGGGCGCGUGCCAGCUGAGUAUGUCGUGUUGCACCGCCAGCUUCGUGCCCUCCCCAGUGAGGACCGUCAGCAGCAGGAGCAGCAGCUGCCUGUCCUGCAGCCAGAAUUACCGAAGCACAGCGCACACCAGUUGCUGGGUCGCUCAGAACACAUGCUCCUGGCUGCCAACUUCUGCCUACUUUACCACAUGCCUCAGGCAGAGCCGCCCCUGGACUGGGCACUCCUUGAUCUUUCCUCAGAGACCUCAGACCCCAACCUUCCCCUCCAGGCAAAUCUUUCCGAAAAUGGGGCAUGGCUACCUGCUCGCAGCCCUUCUGUCAUCUUGCAGGGCAGGUGUUCAGGCUAG
This is a messenger RNA of Acomys russatus (golden spiny mouse), 1226 nucleotides long. It is a transcript of the gene Creb3, whose product is annotated as cAMP responsive element binding protein 3. Bases 96 to 1226 code for a protein of 376 amino acids. The record is from RefSeq and is a predicted model, not a curated record. NCBI's taxonomy places the organism in Eukaryota, Metazoa, Chordata, Mammalia, Rodentia, Muridae. Gene Ontology annotation, biological process: regulation of transcription by RNA polymerase II. Gene Ontology annotation, cellular component: nucleus. The transcript has 9 exons. Gene Ontology annotation, molecular function: RNA polymerase II cis-regulatory region sequence-specific DNA binding; DNA-binding transcription factor activity, RNA polymerase II-specific.